CAUAUUUUGCAUGUGAAAAAUAUGACAUAUAUCAUUCCCACAACCACUUUUAUUAUUAUUAUUAUUAUUAUAUUAUUAUUAUUUCCUACUUUAUUUUAUUUUUAUUUAUUAAUGAGCACGAACAAGAAGGCAACUACAAACACAUUGGACAUGUCAGAUGCCUCGAUAAUACCAGGAGGACAAUCAAGUAUUUUUGAUUUAAAUUCAAAGGAAGAAGAUUCAGAUUCCUUGGAUGAAUCACUCCCAAUACCAUCACAAGAAGUUAAGAAAUCAUGGACAUCACCACCACCACAACAACAACAACAACAGCAACUACCUUUCCCUAUUCUUCCAGAACUUGACAUUAGACCACCAUCUAAUUGGGCCUUAAUAAAGGGUCAUACACGAUACUUUUUAAUAGCGACAUUAAAAUUCAUAUUCAGAGAUAAUAACCUGCCCUUGUUGAUUAAUAUUGUUUAUCAUAUUGUAGCUGCUAGAGCUCUACUAGCAAGACCAUGGAAGACAGUAGUGCGUUACUUGACUAUCCCACCUACACCUAAUCACUCUAAUGUAUUAAAACAUCAAAUCAAUCAAACAACGUCCAUUGCCAUAGAUGCAUUUAGAACACAAGGCGUCUUUCAUCUUGCUUUAGGAGUCCUGGGUAUGUUAGCAUUAAAGGAUAGACGUCAGUCCUCUGAAAGAUCGGCUUUAUUCGUCUUAACAUUGUCAGCCAUUGGACAAAGCUGGACACAUUUACAGGCCUACUGGAAAUCCAAUCAACAAGUAUAUACAUUAAAGGCCCUUCAAGAAGUAGGUAGUUCCGAUAUUUUUAUUGCAUUCAUAAGUUCAGUUGCUUUAUUUAAAACAAUCAGAAGGACAGGUCGAUUGAUUUAAAAUGAUUUAUAGUAUAAAACAUCCUAUUUUUAUGUAUGUGUAAAAAGAGAGAAUUUAUAAUUUAUUUAAAAAUAAAAGGAUAUAU
Molecule: messenger RNA, 958 nt
Organism: Cokeromyces recurvatus
Lineage: Eukaryota; Fungi; Mucoromycota; Mucoromycetes; Mucorales; Mucoraceae
Exons: 1
Coding region: 22-873 (283 amino acids)
Source: RefSeq, a predicted model, not a curated record